Molecule: messenger RNA, 1531 nt
Organism: Paramecium sonneborni
Lineage: Eukaryota; Ciliophora; Oligohymenophorea; Peniculida; Parameciidae
Source: the annotation of a GenBank genome assembly
AUGAAGAGAUUUGAUUUGUUUUAUGAAUUCACUAAUCAAUAAUUAGGAUCAGGUGUAUUUGGUUAAGUUUAUUUAGCCAAAAAGAAAACUACUCAAGAAUAAGUGGCUGUCAAAGUAUCAAAUUAUUUUCUAAUGGUAGAUUUUACCGAAAAACAAUUAAUUGACUUUAAGUGAAAUUGAAAUCUUAAAUGAAUUAGUAAAACAUUCACAUCCUUCUAUUGUCAGAAUAAUUGAUGUCUAUGAUUAGGGAACAUAAGUAUAUGUUGUUCAAGAAUUCUGCAAUAAUGGCACUUUAUUUGAAUUUAUGAAAAAGAAAUCAUAAUAGAUGGUAGAGGAACAUUGUAUUGAAAUCUUAGAAUAAGUUGCCUAAGGCUUAGAUUAUUUACAUAAAAUAAAUAUUGUUCAUAGAGAUAUUAAACCAGAAAAUAUUUUACGUACUACAUAUAAUGGAUAAAUUUAUUAUAAGAUCUCAGAUUUCGGAUUAAGUAGUCUAGGAGAUAUUAAACUUACUUCUAAAUUUGGAACAGCAUAUUAUGUAGCACCUGAAAUAAUUGAUGGUCGUGCAGAAUUAUAUGGUUAUGAUAAAUCAGUUGAUAUAUGGGCUUUAGGUUUAAUGUUUGAUGAAUUAUUGCAUGGCACACCAUUUUUUGAUGGACAUACAGAAGAUGAAGUCUUUAUUAAAAUUAGAAAUGAACCAUACUAUCCAAGAAAACAUGAAUAUUCAGGUACUCGUUUACCACCCAAAAAAAAAAUUAUUUCUAAUAUUCUUAUGGGAAUGAUUAAUAAAGAACCUAAUCAAAGGAAAUAAUUACCUUUAUUACUUGAUUUAAUUAGAUAAUACAAAUAAAUUAGCACCAAUAAUUCUCUCUCUCUUUUAAAUUAAUAACCAUUCUCUUAACCCAUCUCACCACUUCUAAUUAAUGACUUAGAUAUCAUACUAGAAAAAUAAUCCAUUUAUUAAUUAAAAUGUCAUUUACAUAAUCAACCAGCCAUUUAUAGGAUGCCUGUUAAGGAUUAGGGUAAAGAUAUUUCCAAAAUUAUCUCAGCUUGUUCUAAAUGUUUAAGAAGUAUUGGUGUUUAUGAAUUAGAUACUUUACAAAAAAAAGUAGAUGAAGCUUUAAGAAUUCUUAUUAUGGAUAACUUUGAUCAAUUCUUUACUUAAAAUUCAAUCAUAUAAGAAUUAAAAGAUAUGAGAACUGACUAUUUCCUAAAUUAUUCCUAUUUUUCAAUUAGGGAUGAUUAGUUAUAAUCCAAAUUUGAUCUCAUUCUUUUAGAUCAACAAAAAAAGGCUAAAAUUGAAUAUACAACCAAAAUUAAAUAAUUAGUUAAUUUUAGAGAUAAAAAUUAUACUUCUGAUGAAUAAUGGCUAAUCUAUAUUGCAGAGAAACUUACAGAUUCAACAGAAAAUGAAUUUAUACUUUAUAUUAAAGAAGAUCUGGCUCAGUUUUGUGAACAUGGAGUUGAUGAUUGUCGAUAAUUAAUCUUUAAUCAUUUAAAAGAAGCUUCAGAUUAAAUAAGUUCUUUAUUUUGA